Drosophila yakuba is the source of this 900-nucleotide messenger RNA. RefSeq lists its product as uncharacterized. The coding region runs from base 32 to 868 and encodes 278 amino acids. NCBI's taxonomy places the organism in Eukaryota, Metazoa, Arthropoda, Insecta, Diptera, Drosophilidae. The record is from RefSeq and is a predicted model, not a curated record. The transcript has a single exon.
UUUUAAAAAUAUUUGGAUUUCCGAGCGCCCCAUGAAAAAAAAAAUGGAGGAAAAUCUCUUUCGCCGCCAGGCGAAAGAACCUCGGCGGCAGUUUCUGGAGGUGGAACAGUACAAGGAGAUGACCCCGGACGUGGCUGCUCGUGAGUGCUGCGGCGAUGCUUUUUGCGAAUUUGAUAGUCACACCGACGAGGCUUGGCUGAUGCAGUGCCCCAAGGGUACAGAUCCACUUCUGAUAGCCGGCAAGCGCAUAAAGCUGCCUGGGAGGAAGAGCAUAGGCGACCUCCAGGUGCGUGCCGUCAAAAACUCGACGUUGCAGAGCGAGGCAGUGGGCUAUAUGAGCUCCAAGGGUAUCUUUGCACUCCGGAGAAUACCCCUUGUCGGCUAUGUGGUAGUCAGCAAGCGACCAUAUAAUAAGCAACCACUAACAGGUCAGAAGGAUGAGCUCAUUCCCGCUGAUGUAUCGCCACCCAAGUACCUAUUACGAGUUCGCCAUCCCUUGUUCGGGCGCAGCUACAAACAUAGCAUCCAAUUACCAAAGAUGAUUUCAAUGUCUCUUUGUCAGGCAGACGAAAAAAAUCUGGAAGUCACUGCCAAGCUGUGGCGGACUGCUAACUACUACAAUAUCCGCAGCAAGUUGCUUACCACAACUCAAACGCUAGAACAAAAAGAGAACGAUGUGCGGCUGUCGGUGCUUACCGGUCGCACGCCACAGUUCAUGGAAGGAACCAUUAUCCCAGACCUUUUUGCCGAAAAGGAAAUUGAAGACAAAGUACUGACCCCGGCAGGCGGUCCCACCAAAAGACGAAAAAAAUAUAAUUUAGACCGUCACGAGAAAGGGGAAAGGGGACAAGAAAAAAAAGAAGCAUAAUUCAAAUCAAUAAAGAAGAAUAUAAAGCAGAA